UGAAUGAGUGAUUGUGUCCUCCGUCCUGCCCAGAGACACAAAUCAUGCUGCUUGUCUGGGAGGAAAACAAAGCUUGAGACCCAAGAUGAAGGAAGAGAACGACGCUCCCUUGAAAAACAAAAUUUACCAGAUUUUACUGCUUGUGUGUUUCGGUCUCUGCAAUUCAGGUGGAGUGCUGGCAGUGAAUAUGACUAUCCCAAACACUCUCAUUAGAGGUAAAUUAGGAGGGGAGGCCCUUUUGUCUGUUCGCUAUGAAAGUUUCAGCCAAGACCGGCCAGUUAUCAAGUGGGAACUUAAGAGGGAAAAAUCUGUCACUGUUGUCCAGUCAGUUGGAACGGACAUCAUUGGGAAUCUGAGGCCUGAGUAUCGUGAUCGUAUCCUGGUAUUUGAAAAUGGGACUCUGCUUCUCCACAACCUCAGGUUCACUGAUGAUGGAACUUAUGAUGUAGAGAUCUCCAUCACAGAUGAUACCUUUCCAGGAGAGGGCAGCAUCACACUCACUGUGGAUGAACCUAUAUCCAGGCCUUAUAUCCACAUGGAGUCUUCAUCAGUGCUGGAGCUUAGUGAAAACGUUGUCCUCAACUGCUCCCAUGACAAUGGAACCAGGACUACAUACAGGUGGUUCAAAGGUGGAAAGCUCCUGACCAACGAGACGAGGUUCGUGCUUUCCCCUGAUCAGAAGCUUUUGACCAUCAAACGGGUGGUCAUGGCAGAUGAUGAUAUCUACAGCUGCACAGUGGAGAAUCCAGUGGGAAAUGUGACAAGUCUGCCAAUUAGACUGACGGUGUACAAAAGAAGUUCCCUUUAUAUCAUCCUUUCCACUGGAGGCAUCUUCCUUUUGAUCACCUUGGUGACAAUAUGUGCCUGCUGGACACCGUCUAAAAAGUCCAGACAGCCCCCUAGAAAGCCGCUAUCCAGGUUUUAUGACACCCCUUGCCACACACCGAUCAAUCACACAGAUUAUGUGCUUCCAAAAGUACCAGAGCAUAAUGGGAUAAAUGCAGUAACUUCACUUUAUAUCCUCCAGCAUAAGGAUCCUUCCACAGAUGACUCCUCCAGCAACAACACUGGAUCUCCAUCUGAGCUCAAUAACCCACCAUGCUACACCACUUCCCCCAAAUAUACCGGCCCUCUUCCAGCUGGAUCCCCUGCUCGUAUCUCCCGUAAGCAUACCUGACAGCCCAUCGGUUUAAACUGUCCACAAUACAACAAAAAGAAGGUUGUGCCACCCCACCAUGGACUCCUCUGUACUCAGGAUACCCUGUACAUCCUGGAGUUUGUUGUAAAAUCAAGAAAAUGUUGCAACUUAAAUAAGUUUUUAGUAGCACAGUCAGCAGUAAAAUGUGGGGAGAGUUUGACAUUGGAGUCAAAACGCUUUUUAGUUUUUGUAAAAUUUUGAAUCUUUAUUUGGUUUGUGACUCAUCACCAUCAUACUCAUUGUGGUAAAGAGAAUGGGAUUUCUACUGUUAUCUGUCAUGACAUUUUCUGUACUAUACAAUAAACCCAGAAAUUACUUUGUGGAAUAAUGCAAAUGAGUAUUUUUAUUUUAAUAGAUGACUUAAUUGUAUUAUGUAUAGAGUCAACCAUGUUGGGGUAGGAUGAGGCCAUGUAUUUGAGUUUUAUAAAUGUUACAAUAAAACAUGAAAUUAUCUAAAUUUUUUUUUUUUUUUUUUAAUUUUUUGGUAGUAUUUGUGAAGGAUUUACUUAAUUAUAAGUUUAGUGGAUUAGCUACUGGCUAUCCUCUAGUUUG
Archocentrus centrarchus (flier cichlid) is the source of this 1750-nucleotide messenger RNA. RefSeq names its product hepatocyte cell adhesion molecule-like. NCBI's taxonomy places the organism in Eukaryota, Metazoa, Chordata, Actinopteri, Cichliformes, Cichlidae. The record is from RefSeq and is a predicted model, not a curated record. The coding region runs from base 86 to 1177 and encodes 363 amino acids. The transcript has 7 exons.